AUUGAUGAUGAUUGUUGUUGGGUUUCGAUCGAACUGCAACUUCAAGCUUCUUGUUCAUCUUCUCCAGCUUGCAGAAGUCUUUUCAACUUCAACCAUCCCUCUUCACACCUCCAUCCCAUGAUAAGCUCUGGAAUGUUACCCGGACCGUUGAACGUUGAAGAGCGAUGACUGCCUUCGAUCGAUCCGACUCUCGAAUGGCGACCGUCAGAUGAUCAUCAUCAGACUCAGACUCACCAUGACCAGCAGCUGUCAGCCAGUCCUCCCUCAUCUCAAGCGCACCGAGAACUGACUGCCUGACUAACCAACUAACUGGCGCUCCUUCAAGAAACACAGACAUUACUCAGCCAAUGACGAUGACCUGCAAUCAGCAAUAAGCCAACCCAAUCAGCAAUAAGCCAAAAGCACAACUACAUCAUACCAACCUCAACCAUGGAGCACCAUCAUCCCAACCCAGCACAACCACACCCACUGGAAUCUGAGACCAACAGUCCAGCCAAGAUCGCGGAGCCUGCCGAAAAGCCAUCAGCCACCAGCUACCCUCCAUCAAGCCUAAGCCAUCCCAUCAAGCCAAACACCACCCCCAUCUUCUCCUCCCCACUGGCCUAUAGCGCCAAGAGCGACGCCAAUCGACUCGAGCACCACAAACAACAACAACAAGACAUCAACAACCACCAGCUGCCAACAUCCAUCACAAUCGAUCACCCUCAUGCUCACUCUACACCCUCCAAGCCCCCAUCACUGACGCUCAACAACCCUCCGAGCCAGAGGAACGAACCUACCAUCUCUUCCUUCGAUCCUAAGUUGGAACCAAGCUCCACCCUCUCCAGCAGGGCUAGCAGCUCAACCAUGAGUCGAAAUUCUGACGAACCCGAACUCGAUCCACUCUCCAGGCCACACCGUCACUCCCAACCCUCCCAAUCUCAAUCCAUCGGCAGGAGGACUAGCUUGAAUAAGUCUGGCGCUGGGCCUGCGAUGAGCAGGAAAGAUCUCGUACGGAUGGGCAGUCCGCUGAGGCAUGUCACUCAACUCGGUCCUGGGCUCUCAUCCGCAGACAGCCCAUCUGAUUCUAAGCCUACCAGAUCAACCGAUGAAACCUCUCAAAAACCCAACUCUCAACCGGCCCUUGCUGACGACCUUCUCCUUGCACCUCAACCUACUCUACCCCACUCCACAUCAUCCUUAGGACUAGCCACUUCUCGCUCCAACGAUUCAUCAAGUCCUCUCGUCAGUCCCACCAACCAGUCCCUACUCUUCGGCUCGCCCACCACUCGACGCAAAUACAUCUUGAACCCGAUGGCCUCACUCAACCAAUACCAAUUCUUCCCUGCCUCUUCACCAUCAACCAGCAUUCAAUCCGGCCCUACGACCUCUCCCAGCACAUCCUCAAUAUCUACCGACAACCCACAGGCAGUCAACCUCAACUCCCUUCCCCCUCCUGCUCCUGCUUUUGGUGCUGUGAUCUCCGAUCUUAUCACUCCCCGCAGCUCCAGUGAUCCCACUCAAGUAUCUCCCCUUGCCGCUUCCUCUCAAUCCAAGGCUCACUCGAGACCUAUUCACUACCCCUCUUCACCCUCCCUACUUGAUCGAACCACCACUCCCGCAUCAAGCUCGAGAAACACCAGUCCAGCAUCUACCAAAAGCGUCCCAAGUGCCAUGUUCUCGCCUACUUCUGCUCACUCCUCUCCCUCGAACUAUGGCAACCAGCAAAAAUCAGUCCAACACUCCCGGAAGAUGUCCCUGGCCUCUCCACCUGGACAAAACCCAUCGGCCCAUCGAAGAAACUCGUUGAUCUUCACCCCUGGCGCUUCCUCCUCCUCAUCUAUCGUCCCCAAUCAUCAUUACAACAAAUCAGCCCUCUCCGCCGCCUUGGCUAACAAUUCUUCCACCGCUCCUCCCUUCCCUCCUAUCGAAGCUAUCAAAUUGAAGAGGAUUCCCACUUCGGUCCGGGUUGCUCAAGAGCUUCGCCCCACUCAUCUCAACUCGCAAUCCAGUGGCUUGACUUCAGCCCCUCUGCUCAAGACCUCUCUUGCAUCAUCAUCAUCCUCAUCAUCCAGGUCCCCCUUACCCCAUGGAUCUCAACAAGAUCCGCCGGCCGAUUUCACCCUGACCCCCGAUACAAUGUCAUCCUAUCUAGCCUCCCCUCCUCAGGUCUCCAUGAUCCAUCAUACAACCCCUGCUCUCGCAUCAACCGAACAGCACUCAGUCAGUUCACAAAGUCCCGCCGAGUUGGUCCCUGGCGGCUUUGGCUCGCGCAAUCCGGCCCGUGCGGCGGCAUCUACUACCCCAUCAGCCGAUGCCUCUUCGGGUGGCCACGAAGGAUCUUCUAACUGGUCGAGCGGAAGUCUUCAAGGGAUGAGUCUUGGGCUUGGAAGCGUUGGACCGAGUAGAAACUUGGAACCCUCGCCAACCAGUCUCGCAUCACCUAUCGCUAUCUCAUCUAUCUCUGGCUCUGGCGAAGGGGGUGGCAGUAUUGGUAGCAGUAGUCACGAUAGCAGGGGCCAACCAGGAUCACACUUCUCCCUCUUCUCUCAAGUCUCAAGUCCUUCUAGUCCGUACAACAUUCAGCGAGGUCUGGCUCAAAAUCGACUCGCCGGUAAAGAUAUUCCAAGGGAUCGAUCGACGAGUCUGUUCAGCUUGAUCAGCAGCGAUGAUAGUUCAUCCAACCCAGCCGGUCGAUCCGCCGUUGUACCAACUCAUGGGGUGACCUCAGGUGCGAAUGAGAGCAGCGACCAGCUCAGCAUGUCCCCAUUCUCACUCAUUGACGCGUCAACAACCACCUCAGGACAGCAGGCCUUACGUCCGCUGGCUAGUGCUAGUGGUGGAUACCGUACCAAUCCAUCAUCACUAUCUGUCGGGACCCCAAAUGAAUCCAGUUCUUCUUCAACCUCUUCUCGCAUGAAUUACCACCACAUUCAAAACGCUGGUCUCCCAGCCUCGGUGCAAAUCACCAAGUCUACGUCUGACCAACGAUCCACCAGUCUUACUGAAGCCCCACGCUCUUCCCAUAGUCUAUCGAGGCAUCUCUCAAACUCCGUCUCUUCGCGUCGCGCCGCUCUCAAAAAUCAUCGGACAUCAAUCGUACCCGGUAGUGGCCCAUCGACCGAAGACUUUGCCAAGAUAAUUAUCCAAUCUCGAUCGGCCAAGAUCCAAAAGUGGAAGCAACAACAGCAAACUCAUAGUAAGCGCCUGUUUGGUCAACAACCUGGCCCAACUUCUGAUUCUGCAUCGCUUGAUUCUAAUCAAGGGGACCAAGCAAACCAACGUGAAGGUCCCAGCAGAUUGGAUGCACCCUUUUCAACCUAUGGUUCUUCGCUUGGGAUUGUCGAAGGGAGUCGCUUCAAAAAACUGACGCCUUCAAGUGCCUUAUCAAGUAAUACAAUCACUGGAAGAACGUUAUCCAAGAAUAACCUGAAUUAUCACGAGAUGAGCGAACGCUUCCUCCAGCCCAGCGAGGGUUUUGUCCCCGAGCGCCCGCGGAUCCCUUCCUUCACUGCUGCCCCAUCAUCUGCUAAUGUCGCCGGUAAACGCAAAGUCAGUGGCAGUCGGAUCGACGAGGAGGAGGAGCGCAACCCUCCGGAACAGUUGCCAUCUACUAGCAAUUGUCUAGAAGAUUUUAAUCUCGAUCAAUCGGGCCAAUCUUCUUCAGACCAGCAAGGCCUUCCAAGCCAAAGGAGACCUUCCUCCAUCCGGACCAUUGGAGCAGGCAAAAGUCAAUCCGAACAAGAACCAUCCGAACUUGGCUUCACCGAAGAUGGGUUGUUUCCGCCGAUUGAUCCCAUGCGCAAAUCAGCCUCCAACCUCACCGUGCCUUCACUCCAGCCAUCUAGUGGCAGUAGCGGACCGACGGCGCUACGUGAGAUUGAAUGGGUUGAUUGGUUGGAUGACUAUCGUCGGAUGAAAGAGGCUAAGUUGAGGGCCGAAGGUCAUGAGAGAUCGGAGAGCUUGGCCGACUCAGAUCUCAAACCUGAUAGUAAUCCGGUUCAGGCCCCGCCUCCACUUCCAACUAUUGACACCACCAUUCCUGCUGAGUCUCAGUUGCUCGAGCUACCUUCUCAGUCUCAGACAGAUAUUCAACCCGUGUCGCCUGUCUCUGAUAUCUCAAUGGCCUCUGAAAUGGAAAUGCCAGCCAGUGAACAGGCUGGAAACGUUCCAACUUCAGACAACUCGCCACACGACUCAGGCUUUUCUAUCCCUCCAUCACCUUCUCUGCCCGAAGGAAAUCCGUCAAGGAGGAGCAAUUUGUCUCUUUUGAUUAGCAAAGGUUUAAGUGGAGGGUCUCGAAGAAGCCUCUCCCGUCCCCGUCUUUCCAAACAUCUCACCGGCUCUCAGGCCGAUCUCAGCCACACAAAUUCCCCGAUGGUUGCUUCUCACUCGAGCAGUAGUAUCCCAGGCGCCCACCCGGCUGGGAAAACCAAGAAAAACUUUACAUUGGGUAAGAAGAUCGAUGACUGGUGGAAUGCCGUGCGAACAAGUUUUACAUUGAAUCCGGAGGACAAGACUAACGCCUCGAGUAGUGAGACUAGUUCAAGCUAUCGAACCAAUCUUGCCGCACUCCAAGCUUCUUCCACCCAAAGUCCAGCCAAUAGUAGUCCAGCUUUCCCCGAACAUCUCAUUGCUAAUCAACCCAAUCCAAAGAUCCGAGCCAUCUCGUCUCUAUCAGAUUGCGGAUCAAGGCCGGCUACAAAUGAGCUGGCUACCAUCACAAAAUCGCAUCUCUCUGCAAGUCCAUUGCCGAUCCGUCCCGUAGAUCAGCCCAGGUCUGUUCCAUCCGGCGCCCUGGCCCCCCUACCCAUCAUGGCCAGGUCAAGCGAUGGCGCCGGGGCUGGCGCUCCGUCGAGUUUAGAUGGCAGUCUCCGGCUAACCCACGACCAACGCCGACGUAACCCACAACUGACGCUCAAAUUGAACCGAUUAUCAGCCUCAGAACUCUCCAAUGUCUUUGGCAAUCUUAACGAGCAAGGAGGACCUGGUCACUCGUCUUCCCAUUCUGGCCACUCCUCCUCAAAUCACCAGACUCACAACCCUCGUGGAUCCUCUAGCCAAGAACACUUGACCACUGUCCAAGUGAACCCCCCUUCUGCUGCAUCUGCCGCUUCACCGUCUACGCCUUCUCAUUCCCAAACACAGGGUAACAAAUUCCUCGUGGAUAUCACUCGACCUGAACCCACUCCCGUUUUGAGUCCCACAGGCAAACGGAUGUGGGAUUCCACCCCUGGUCUAGUGCUUGGUGACCCGUUUAUGGCGGCUAGUAGCUCAGUCACAAGUAAUAACGACAUGCCAGAGACUCGCAAUAACUCUCGUCCGCUCUCGUCUACCCAGCAAACUGCUACUGCCAAACCCCCCAAUGAACUGGGCCUCCCGUCCGAAGUUGGUUCCACUAGCGGCUCGUCAACUCGACAGAUUCCUCCGCAAUCUGAGAGUAUCAAGAGUACUCAACAGGAAGGCAAAUCGCAAGAUGAUAAAUCGGCUAACCCUCCACCAAGUAGUCAACCUACUCCCGAGCAAAAGUACCAAACAUCCUUCUCGAUGCACACUAUCCGUCAGCACAUCAAAAAUCGACUGUCGACUGCUAAGACCGUCUGUGAUAAUUCUUUGAAGGCCAUCAUCCUCGAGAUCACGACUUAUGUUGAAAAAGAAGCUCAGAACUUACGUGAACAAGAUCGGAUCCAACACGAGCUCGCCUUGGUGUCUGAGGCAAUCCAAGCAACUACCACUGGCCAAUGGUAUUCCCCCGUUGAAUCCAACCCCCAACUUGAUCCACAACAACCACACAACGUUGUCCACCAGGAAGGCAUCCCAUCAGAGCCCAAUCCCGAUUUGAUGAGUUUGCCAAUCGAUCGACCUUUUCGAACUACCACGCCCACCUGUUCACCCCGUCAAAGCCUUAACAGAGCCCUAUCGAUUCCCACCGAUUUCUCUCUCUCUCCCGCCUCAAGUCCUCUCCACCAUCAACGAUCGAUUUCCGUCAAUCCUUUAGAUCUAACCGAAUCUACAUCUCUCCCGAUCUCGAGCUCACUCAGCAGACAAGGCUCACGGCAGGGACGGGGUCCUCAAUCAUCUGGCUCGAUCUCCUCGGCCGUCUUACCACCUCGAGGUAUUCGACGGCCGUCGUUCGUCCACCGUCGGGGUGGGAUCGGCUCUACGGCAACCCCCCACAUAGGCCGAAGUCUCGAAUCGCCCAACCGAGGGGGUUCGAGAAGCGUGAGCAUUUCAACUCAGCCCUCAGAGUCGGUUGAAGCCAGCUCCCGAUCGACCUCGCGCUCCCGAUCACCCCUACCACGAGUGACCGGGCAACUCUCCUCCAGUUCACAUCGAAGAAGCUCUCCCCGCCCAGAUCCAAACACGAUCAGCUUACCCCCUUGUCCCUUCCCCAUUCCCAGUGAUGAAAAGUUUUACAACUCUCCCUUCGUGGCUGCCUUGCAGGAAAUUAGCUCGAUCGCUACCGAGAUCCUCGAUACUCCUGCCGGCGUACUCGCCGCUAAAUCUCAUGCUUGUGUCGACGUCAUUCAUCGUGUUCAGCAGAUUGGUAAAAGUUGGGAUGAGCAUGACGAUUGGCCUCAUCGUGGAUGGUAUGUUCGAGUUUUGUUAGCAGUUGCUGGUCUAAGUCGAGUAUUAGAAUGGUGGGAUGCCGAGAAAGGUUUUUGGAAUUUUGCGCCUGAGGAUGAAGAUGAUGGGGAAGAGAUUUGUUUCUUUGCCACACGGGUUGAACAUUCCAGUGCGGCGGGCUCGGCGGUGUUACCAGGACAAGUCAACGCGUCGAUCGACGUGAUAGGAACGCCGCACGGGUUUGCGGAUGGCGAACAGGGGCCGGUGAAUACGCCUCAAACGACCAGCGAGGCCGGCUUGAACCAAGGCAGACUAGUCGAGUCCUUCGCCCUGCCCCCUCCGGCCACUGAUGUGGACCAAGAGAUGGAGAAACAGGGAUUUGUGACCAACAGAGAGCCGCACUUGAAGAAACCGAUGGACGUCCCUCAAUCCGUCAGGGCUGAAUCCGUCUCGGUCUCCUCCGUCUCUGAAGUCAAACAUCCUCAGUCGGCUGGCUUGCUCAAACCCGCACCCUCGGGCACUCAUAACUUGGAUAAAGACUUCACGAAAUCCAUCGAACUCGCUCGUACCGAAACUAUUCUUGCCGAAGUCUCCUUGGAAAACGCAGUGAUUCUUUACCUCAGUCCUGGUUGGACUAAAGUCACUGGCUUGGACCCUCAAUCGGUCAUUGGAACCCCGUUGGGAGAACUGAUUGAUGGGAAUUAUGAGCUAUUCAAUGAGGCUAACCGACGGUUGAUGGAAGAUGUCGGUAAUACGGUGGAGCUUCAGUUCACGAUUAAAAUCUCCUUGGCCAGUAGUGAUCAAGAAGGAGAUUCCAGUCGGUCGAUCACCACCAGGGAUCAUUUCUUGCCGAUGACUGCUAAAGGAAUGCUAAUGGUCGAUCGAAUCACCGGGGAAGGCGUACAUUCGAUGUGGGUCAUCAGACUUAACUCACACAAGAAAGCGCCGGUGUCCACUGGAACUACGAUGGAGACCAAGGGGUCACAUCACACUCGAUCCCAUAGUGACCCGGUUGCACAGUUUCCUGCUCCCGCUCCUCUUUCCACUGAGCCGUUACUAUGCCGGAUAUGUGAACAUUAUCUACCGGCUUAUUACUUCGAGAGACAUAAUGAAACCUGUGCGGAAACUCAUAGGUUAGAAAUGCAAGUCAGCGAGUGUAAUGACAGGCUUACUGACCUUCGAGAUAUUAUCAACGAGUUGAGGGGUGCAUUGGAUCGGAAUGGGAGUAUCAAUGAGCUCUCCUAUGGCAACUUGUCUCUUCAAACCUUCUCCUCAUUUCCCUCAUCCGUCCUCAGUCCUCUCAACCCUGGUCGAGCCUCCGUUUCUUCAUCGCCUCAUCAUAAUUCGUGGCGGGCCAACGUCAAAGGAAUCUUGGAUGAGAUUGGUGAACUUUUGAAUACUUCUCUCGAUAUCUCGACACCUUCCUCGAAUGACGAGGCUGCCGACCAAUCGAUUGAGAACCUAAGACUGUUGUCUCCCACCUCGGAGAACAAAUUGGCUAGUGUUGCCAAAUGGUCGUUGCGUGCGUACGAGGACCCGGCCCUGGCCAAUCUGGCGUCCGAUGUCGUGCGGGCAGCUCAUCACAAGUGUAACGCGGUCAAUCGAAUGAGGAAUACGAUCUUGUAUGCAGAGAGGAUCAGGAUGGAGUGGGAGGCUAAGGCUCAAUAUGCCUUUAUGGCCUUGCCUAAGCGCUUGGAAAGCGAUUGUUCUCCGGCUAUGUCACCGAUCAUGGGUGAUGAGAUCGAUCGGCCGAGGUCGGCUCCCCAGAAAGCCGAUGCCAACGUUCUUCCUGAAGUGUUUCGUCCCAGACCACGCCGGCGAUCAUCCACUCCCAAUAUCUCUGGGCUUAAGGCUAGUCCGGCCUCUCGACUGGCUCCGAUCGACACGAAGACCAUCGAGUCCAAAGGCUUGGGGAUCUCCACAUCUCAACCCUACUCCGGCAUUGGCACCCCACCCCGCUCGCCUCGUCAUCCAGGCUUCCAACAAGCCCAUGCUAGACGAACUUCGCAUGCGCGACAGGCUGGAUCGCUGGGGCCUGCGCCUCUCUCACCCAGGAUCCCGUCGGCCGUGCCUGGGAAAUCCAAGUCGGCAGCAUCGAUCAAGGAUUUCGAUAUGCUCAAGCCAAUCAGUAAGGGCGCGUUUGGACAGGUCUGGUUGGCCAAGAAGAAGACGACAGGAGACUAUUAUGCGAUCAAGAUCUUGAAGAAACAGGAUAUGAUUGCUAAGAAUCAGAUCAUGAAUGUCAAGUCGGAGCGCAAGAUUUUGAUGAAUCAGGCCGAUUCUGAUUUCGUCGUCAAACUCUUCUAUACCUUCUCUUCCAGAGAUCAUCUCUAUCUCGUCAUGGAAUAUCUUAACGGCGGUGAUUGUGCUGCCUUGGUUAAGGCCCUCGGUAAUCUCCCUGAAGAGUGGACGAGGAAUUACGUUGCUGAGGUCGUCAUGGGAUUGGAGUAUCUUCAUUCAACCGGUGUCGUCCAUCGUGAUUUGAAACCUGACAAUCUAUUGAUUGAUCAUCGGGGGCAUCUGAAGCUGACCGAUUUCGGACUGUCGAAGAUCGGAUUGUUAGGCCGACAGGCGGCGGAGCCACGAGGGCCGAUGAGUCUCUCAAGCAGUUCGCGGGAUGGGAACCUCGAUAAACGGAAGCUGUUCAACUUGGGCGGCAGUGGCUUGACGCCCUCGACUAAUCCGGGCUCGCAACCGGGACGGAGCUCGGCGACCUCGACACCCGACCUGUCGCCGAUGGCCCCCACCUCUUCGUACUUCACUUCCCGCGCGAAUCGGCCCGUGAACCCUACCCUGGUUUCUCAUGAGCUCGAAUGCUUGGGUACACCCACCAGCGAAUCUUCCAAAGAUUCUGAUCCCGUCACCUCUCUUGCCUCUCGUAAGCUCCAAAAAUCCACCCUCGCCCACUCCUCUACUCUCCCACCCAGUGCUACCGGUAGUGGGGCCACUGCUCCCCCCGGAACAUCAGGCUAUAAUCAUCAGCAUCGUAGUAAAGCCUCCGACGCUGGUCAUAAACAUUUCGUCGGCACACCCGAUUAUUUGGCACCUGAAAGUAUUCUGGGUAUCGGGAUGGAUGAAAUGGUGGAUUGGUGGGCUUUGGGCGUAGUUUGUUACGAGUUUCUCUAUGGGAUUCCACCGUUUCAUGACGAGACGCCGGAUAAAGUGUUUGAUAAGAUUCUUUCGCGGCGGUUGGAAUGGCCAGAAUCGGAUGAUGAUAUCUCGCCUGAGGCGAUUGAUUUCAUGAAUCGAUUGAUGUGCACUGAUCCUAAGCAUCGACUAGGAGCUCAAGGGGCAGCCGAGGUCAAAUCGCAUCCGUUCUUGGCCGAUAUCGAUUGGGCCAACUUGUUCAAGAGCGAGGCUUCCUUCGUUCCAUCGGUCACUGAUCCCGAGUCGACUGAUUACUUCGACCCUCGAGGGGCCGCACAAGUGUUCCAUGAUGAGGAAGAAACUCCCGCGCAAUCAUUGCCAGUCCAGUCCACUACAACCACUACCGCUAGUCUGUCUGGGUUUCAGUUCCGCAACAUCUCCUCAGUGCCCUCAUCUUCUGCGGAACUCAAAAACUCCUCAAGUCAGAACUUGUCCUCUCGUAGCUCGAGACCUUCCGAUGACUUUGGGACGUUCAACUUUAAGAAUCUUCCCGUGCUUGAACGCGCUAAUGAAGAAGUGAUCCGCAAACUUAAGGUCGGUCAGAAUGGCGAACGGAUCAAGUAUCCUCGUCAUCUGCCUUUAGGUGGCAAGAUCGUUGGGCUUUCCUCGCCUACUGAAUCCACCAGCUCCUCAGCCCCUUCAUCCUCACGACCCUUAGCCGGACCACACGUCUCCCCACACACCCGGCGACCAUCCGAACAAUUCAGUCGCUUGGUCUCGCCGGGAACGUUCGAUGAUCCAUCGCGCAGGAACAGCAUGCCCUCACGAAUCCGUAGUGCAUCUUUCUCAGGCACCAAUGGAGCCCCUCCUCUUCCUCCUCUUCCCAUCCCUCAUCAUCAUCAUCAUCAUAAUCAUCAUCCGUCUAUCUCUACUCCGGCAAACAACGAAUCUAAUGACCGGUCUCGUCAUCGGACGGGCUCGCUCCUCAACAACCAUCCCACCCCGCCAGUCUUGCGUAAACGGAUCCAUCAACAACAACAGUCCACCUCCGGUACUCAAUCUACCCUCAGCUCGCCGGGAAAACCGUUCAAACCCUCGCUCCCGCUCUUCCAUCCUUCAGCCUCUUCUUCCGCCUCCUCCUCUUCUUUCUCUGCGUCUAGGAAUCAGAUUCCUCCGCCUCCGCCGGGCAAAUCUUUGCCUCCGUUGCAGGAACGUACCGUCGAUUGCUUGAUUGCUGAAGAUAAUCCUAUUAGUUCUAAAGUUUUGGAGACGAUUCUGAUCAGGUUGGGAUGUCGUUGUGUGGUCGUUCCUAAUGGGGAAGACGCGAUUAGUUGCGCAAUGGGCGAUAUCGCUUUUGAUGUGAUUUUCAUGGACUUGAUGAUGCCCCUCAUUGAAGGACAAGAUGCAGCAAGGAUGAUCAAAUCGACGCAAAACCCGAACGCUUUAACACCGAUCGUUGCCGUCACUUCGUUCUUUGAAAACUACUCUUGUUCUGAACAGGGCACCCUCUUUGCCGGCUUGCUCAUCAAACCCGUCAAUAAGAAAGACGUCCUCGGCAUGUUGAAGAAGUUGGGCUUCGUCGCCCGCAAAAAUUAAGUCCCCCCCAUGUUCUUUGGUUUUUUUGUUGUUGCGUUGCGUUGCGUUGCGUUGCGGUGGGGUUUCGAAGGUCAUGGGCAAGGGAAAUUUGCUUGGUUUUUCCUGCUUCUUCGGUUGAUUGUUCAUUUAGGUCUAAAUCAAAUGCUCUUUUGGUUUGGCGUUUUGGUUGGUUAUUUGUUCAUUUUUUUUUUCCUUAUUUUUUUUCAAAUUGAUUUGUGAGUUUUCCUUUUUUGUUUGUUUGUUUGUUUGAUGGAUUGAUCGAUUUUUUUAUGUACUCUUCACCUCUUUUUUCUUUCUUUCUUUUAUUCCCUUGACGUGUUUUCCUUCUUUUUCUUCUCUUGGGUCUUCUUAUCCUUCAUUCAUCAAAAAAAAAAUCAAAAAUCAAAAUCAAAACAUUCUGACUUUCUUCACCCCCUCUUUUUUUUAUACAUACUGAUUCAUAUUCAACAAAUAUGUUUUGUUUUGUUUUGAUUUGUUUUUGGUUGCUUCUAUUAUUAAUAUAGAGUGGUGUAUUACUUUAUCAUUACAUUUAUCCAUUGUGACGUAGUUCAUCUUCAACUCAUCAAAUUAAUUAAAAAUUAUUUAAAAUAAA
Molecule: messenger RNA, 11821 nt
Organism: Puccinia graminis f. sp. tritici CRL 75-36-700-3
Lineage: Eukaryota; Fungi; Basidiomycota; Pucciniomycetes; Pucciniales; Pucciniaceae
Product: AGC protein kinase
Exons: 11
Coding region: 430-11229 (3599 amino acids)
Biological process (GO): peptidyl-serine phosphorylation; phosphorelay signal transduction system
Cellular component (GO): nucleus; cytoplasm
Molecular function (GO): ATP binding; protein serine/threonine kinase activity
Source: RefSeq, a predicted model, not a curated record